Gambusia affinis (western mosquitofish) is the source of this 3067-nucleotide messenger RNA. It is a transcript of the gene cdc14b, whose product is annotated as cell division cycle 14B. Gene Ontology annotation, molecular function: protein tyrosine/serine/threonine phosphatase activity; protein serine/threonine phosphatase activity. The record is from RefSeq and is a predicted model, not a curated record. Gene Ontology annotation, biological process: protein dephosphorylation; microtubule cytoskeleton organization; cilium assembly. The coding region runs from base 865 to 2487 and encodes 540 amino acids. NCBI's taxonomy places the organism in Eukaryota, Metazoa, Chordata, Actinopteri, Cyprinodontiformes, Poeciliidae. The transcript is spliced from 16 exons. Gene Ontology annotation, cellular component: centrosome; spindle pole; mitotic spindle.
CUGCGUACACUGUGUCCUUUUAAAACGCAGCACUCCUUGAUUUUCUUCAGCUUUUUUCCCCCCAAUAUGGCGACACCCUGUGUCCUUUACGGGCCAGAGGGUUUGUAGGGAGUUACCUUUAAAACAAAUACCCAAAAUGUAAUUGAUGUUUAGUAUUUAUUCUAGUCCAAUCAGUCACGCUUGAAAUUCAUUAUCUCCAUGCGUCUCCUUUAGCCGAUCGUGUUUAUUUCACGCAUGUGCACAAGGGCGGUGCUGUGGUGUGUUAAUGCUGAUAAUAAACAGCUUCUCUUGAUAAUGAUUUUCAAAUGUUUAUGACGUUUCCUGGUUCCAGUUCAUCCUUCAUGAGCUCAAGUCUGACAGAAAGAGGUUUGUCUUAAGUGGAAAUCGCAAAGAUGACUGGCUGACGGAUCGUCCUAGCAACCGCUUUGGCAACUAUCCCGGGGCCUAUCACGUCGCUCAUGUGGAGAACUUUAAACUAAAACGGGCGGAGACCGAACUCAAAUAACAGUGUCUUCCUCCAAUCAAAUGGCAUCCUGGAUCUGUCUCAGCCAAUAGCGUGCCGGGGAGUUCUGAGAAGGAGGAGUCUCCCGCGGAGAGAAAGUGGGAGGGGGAUCAGUUUUAGCAGAGUGCGCACUUGUACUCUAAAGACUCCUUCGCUCUUCGGAUGGUGACUUUCUUCUUUUUCAGAACAGCUCAGGAUCAGGAAAUAAAACUUCUUUUUGCGAAAAGUUUUUUAUACAACUGAUUUUACCUUUUUUUAAAAAAUAAAUAAAUAAAUAAAAUAACAGAGCACAGUUCACGUGUAAAAAUUACUUGCAUGUUUUCGUGAAGGAAUCCGCUCCGUACCUAUAGGUGGAAAACGUCAUGUUCGGAUCUGCUCGCAAAAUGACCUCAGACGAUGUUUCCUCCAGAUGCAUCGCGUUUAUUAAGGAUCAACUAUAUUUUGCCAUACUUCAUCAAAAGAUCAAGAGCACAGCUGACCGACACUGUUUUUGCGUAGAUGAAGAGCUGGCAUAUGAGAACUUCUAUGCGGACUUUGGUCCCCUUAACCUGGCCAUGUUUUAUCGCUUCUGUUGCAAGCUGACAAAGAAGCUCAAGUCAAUUACACUCAUGAGGAAGAAGAUCAUUUUUUAUACUUGUGGGGAUCAGAAAAAACAAGCCAAUGCUGCCUAUCUAAUAGGAUCGUACGCAGUGAUGCAUCUAAACAUGACGCCAGAGGACGCCUACAGCCUGCUGGUAUCCAGGAAUUCAACUUAUCUUCCAUUCAGAGACGCCUCGUUUGGAACCUGCAUGUACAAUCUGGACAUUCUGGACUGCCUGCGUGGAGUUCACAAAGCCGUGCAGUAUGGCUGGUUAGACUUCUCCAACUUUGAUGUGGAAGAGUAUGAGCACUACGAGAGGGCAGAGAACGGAGACUUUAACUGGAUAAUUCCUGGGAAGUUCCUCGCGUUCAGUGGCCCUCAUCCAAAAAGCAAGAUAGAAAAUGGGUACCCUUUACAUGCUCCCGAGGCCUACAUCCCGUACUUCAGAAAACACAACAUCACCACUAUCAUCAGACUCAACAAGAAGAUGUACGAUGCGAGACGUUUCACUGAUUCAGACUUUGAGCAUCAUGACCUGUUCUUUGUGGACGGGAGCACGCCGAACGACACCAUCGUCAGAAAGUUCCUCAACAUCUGUGAGAGCACAGAGGGAGCUAUUGCAGUCCACUGCAAAGCUGGCCUGGGAAGAACCGGCACGCUUAUCGCCUGUUAUAUGAUGAAACAUUACGGCCUGACUGCAGCGGAGGCCAUCGCAUGGAUACGGAUCUGCCGGCCAGGAUCCAUCAUUGGACCACAGCAAAACUUUGUAGAAGAGAAGCAGAACAGCCUCUGGGCAGAGGGAGAUGUUUUCCGGGAGAAGAAGCUGAACGAGCGGGAAAACGGCAAGACGGCUGUAACCAGGAUCCUGUCUGGAGUGGACGACAUCACAAUCAACAGCAGCAACAAGAACAGGGCAUCCAAGAAAGAAGAAAUAGAGCUGUACAAUGAUGAAGAUGAGAGAAACGGCGUCACGCAGGGCGAUAAACUACGAGCCCUGAAGAGCAAGAGGCAGGCCAGGUCGUCUUCAGGUUCUCUGUCACAAGAAGAGAACAAAAUAAACACCAGGUCGUCUUCGCAGUCCCUCAGCAGGGUGAUCACACAGGACAGUGUUGAGGGCUGUAAGACCAGUGUCAGCGCCCUGGCUCUGUCUGACCGCUCAGACAGCAGGAAGAGGACCAGAGCAUCUCUGCCAGCUAACGCAGUAGGAGGAAGCUCCCUGAGCCAAACCAGGCUGGUCAGGUCCCUAGGCAACCUGCAUGUAGUGGCUGGCAACAGCGACCCAAUGUUCUGUGAGCCGUGUGGCAGCCAUAGAGACACGGCCAGUCUCAGAGCCAACACGAGCGCCCUCAUCAACUUAAACGCAGCACAGGGACACCUGCAGAGCCGCUGUGUCACGAGGACGUAAAGCUCGCAGCUCUUUGCAAUCAAUUAGAUUUUCCAGGCUAUGUCACUCCAUACCCAAAGCUAGAGCUCCUCUUCUCCGGUAAACCUGUGAACCUGGAAAAAUGCGAAGAUAUCCAGUCUUUUUUGGAGAAAGGCUGGCAUGAAUCUCAACUUGAUGUGAAUGUUUACUGCAGAGGCACAAGAUCGUUUUAUUUUAUUUUUAACAAACACUGCAUCAUUACAUUUUAAUUGUGUUUGUUUUUACUUACUGAAUCCUUAAGCUAAAGUGUCUGAAUUAUUGGCACCACAACUAGUAUAAUAAGUGUAAAGCUCAGAAAUUAUUGGUUCACACAAUCAUAGCAUGAAGUACUGUGUGCACCGUUAUACUGCCAUUCAGCAUGUUUUGGACAAGGCCUGUCAUUUGGCCACCUUUUCAGCUCCUUUGUUUCAAAACUGUACAUGUGUCAACAUUUAAUAUACGGUUUGUAUAUUGUAAAUAUUUUGUACUGUUAAAAUCAUGUCAUGAAAUGGUCCCAACGGGGCCUUUACUCUUUAUAAUCCUAGAAAAAUACAAAUUUUAAAUAAAUUUACUCCCAAAUGAA